Cucurbita pepo subsp. pepo (vegetable marrow) is the source of this 2010-nucleotide messenger RNA. Its product is annotated as chromo domain-containing protein LHP1. Gene Ontology annotation, biological process: heterochromatin formation. Gene Ontology annotation, cellular component: nucleus. NCBI's taxonomy places the organism in Eukaryota, Viridiplantae, Streptophyta, Magnoliopsida, Cucurbitales, Cucurbitaceae. The record is from RefSeq and is a predicted model, not a curated record.
AAUAUAAAACGUUUCAUACAGGAAAAGGAAAAUUUCAAUAAAUGUGGCAGCUCAGUCCAUUUUGUAGUGACAUUUAUCUUCGUUUUGGAAAAAUGUUGAGAACCCACAUAAACCCUUGAGCGUAGGUGAAUUUGCAGUGGAAUUUUGCGGAUUCCCAAUCUCCAAAAACCCACAAAACCCCUUGAAAUUAAAGAGCAUGUGCGUUUUAUCUUCAAUUUCUAAGUUCGUAAGGAGAAGUACAGAGGGAGAGAGGAUUUUAGAAUGAAAAUCAAAGGGAGUGGAAGGAAGAAAAGUGCGAGCGGUUCAACGGUGGCCAUGGAUGGUGGUGAAGUCGUCCAUGGAGGCGACUCGGAUUAUGCUAAUAUGAACAGCAACAACAACAACGCCAUUAUUAGCGUUGAGCCUUCGACUUCACAUUUAUCGAAGACCCAUCAAGAACAAAACCUAGGAGAGCUUGAUGACGGCGGCGAUGGGGAGGAAGAAGAUGAACACGACGGCGAUGAGGCUGAUUUUUCUGCUCAGAGAACCAAUCUCGAUGAUGGGUUCUAUGAAAUUGAAGCAAUUCGUCGAAAACGAGUUCGUAAGGGACAGCUUCAGUACUUGAUCAAAUGGCGAGGCUGGCCGGAGACGGCUAAUACUUGGGAGCCCUUGGAGAAUCUCCAUACAUGCUCCGAUUUCAUCGACGCGUUCGAACGGAGUUUAAUGACAGGAAAGCAACGGAAGCGAAAGAGAAAACAUGGUGUUGUUCAUACUCAGACUAAGAAAAGGCAGCAGGGAGCUAACUUUUCUACUUACAAUGUCACAGAUGUUGAAAUCAGUGUUCUUGAUCAACGUCUGCCGUCUGCUCCGAUCAACAUGGCUAGCCUUACUCAUCAUUACGCUCAUUCGCAAGCGAUAGUUUGUAAUCACGAAGGAGAUAAGAAUGGAGAUGUAAUAGCUCUUGAAAGAGGCAAGAAAAUCGAUAUUGAUAACGUGGGGAAGAAUGCUACUCAACGAAAGAAAGAUGAACAUGAGUAUGAUCCGAAACUUAGUGAGCUUAAGGCAACAGUAUUAACGAACGUAGCCAUUGGCGAUAAGCUUGCAGUCAAUUUUCAAGAAGCUAGGACGAUGGAUAACAAUGGCCCGGCAGCUAGUCUUUCUAAAAGUGGCACUGUGGAAGCAACCGCUGACAAUCGGUGCAUUGGGGCUAAGAGAAGGAAGUCAGGUUCGGUUAAAAGGUUUAGACAAGAUUCAACUUUAUCUGAACUACCUGUGGCUCAAAAUGCAGAAUUGACAUUGGCUGUAGUAGAAUCCGGUGCUCAAGUAGAACCGAUUGGGGUCGAGAAUUCUGGAUAUCAUGGGGAGGGUUUCAUUCGCAAUAACAAGACCGAUGAUGCCAGAAACGAGCUGCGUAUCAUCAAGAUUAUCAAACCGUUAGGCUAUUCUGCAUCUGUGUCGAACAACAUUCAGGACGUGUUGGUAACGUUUGUGGCCAUGAGGUCUGAUGGAACCGAAGUGAUGGUCGAUAACAAGUUCCUCAAGGCUAAUAAUCCGCUACUGCUGAUCAACUUCUACGAGCAACAUCUCCGCUAUACGACUAGAUCAUGAAUAGCAAAACGAAUGAACGUAUCCUCCACCGUGGUCACGUCUCCUUCUUGCUGUGAAGAAACGAGAUAAGAAGUUCGAGGCUUAGAAUCUUAUGUAGGUAGCUACGUCGUUCCUAAGGUUUUGUAUAUAGUACCGUUGUGUCGAUCUCGUUGCAGUCAAUGCACUUGUUUAAUCUUUGAUUUCUCAAGAGUCGAGAGCAAUGGAUAGGAUUGGUUGUAACUUAAAAAGAGUCCUUAGGGAGUCGAUGCAAUCAUUGUGGAUUGCAUAUAUAUGGUCUUAUUUUUUCCCUUUUUUUGUGUGUUUUUUUGAGAAUGAUACUAUAGUAUGUUUCCUCUAGGUGUUUUUUGUUCUUUUCUAUGCUUUUGGAGACGACAUCGUGUCGAAAUUUACAUGGGAAGAGAGCGAAUUUCUGUUUCCGAGCAA